Molecule: messenger RNA, 791 nt
Organism: Rubroshorea leprosula
Lineage: Eukaryota; Viridiplantae; Streptophyta; Magnoliopsida; Malvales; Dipterocarpaceae
Source: the annotation of a GenBank genome assembly
GAAUUGUUUAUCUACAGAUUCAGAAACACGAAAGUUGGAAGAAGAAAAAGCAUAGAUACAAAAGCAGAAACCCCACUUUAUUAUGUCUUCAAACUCCUGACUUCCAAAGAUUCUCAUCUAUAAAAAUUUGGCAUUGAUACACAUUCCAGAUCCUUCUUUCCAUUAUUAAUUCGAUUUUGAGAGAACCCAAAUAAAUUUCAUCCAGGAUUCUGUUCGAUUCCCUGUAAAGUUAUGGCCUUGAUAACGGUUUUGUUCCUGUUUUUCCUUUUUUCUAUUGGGUUCUGUAAUGAGGGUUUUAACUCUCACCUUUUACCGAGAACGUUGAUGCUCGAAUACCCAGAAAACGGUGAGACACAGUACGGAAAAUUUGACGAGGAGCUACUGUUACAGUGUACGAGUUGGAGGUUUGCGGCGUAGACUAACAAUUUGAGUCCAUGGAAGACGAUUCCGAAGGAAUGUGCGGAGUAUGUGAAGAAUUAUAUGAUGGGUUAGGGGUACAGUAUGGAUCUCCAGAGGGUUUCGAAUGAGGCUGAGGUUUAUGCGGAGAGUGUGGAGUUGAGUUGGGAUGGGAAAGAUGCGUGGGUUUUUGAUGUGGCUGAGACUUUAUUGUCCAAACUCCCAUAUUAUGUAGAGCAUGGAUAUGUGCAAGGCUUCCCUUUUUUUUAUUUGUUACCGAGUUGUUGGAUUACUGAGAACAUUGUCUGCAUUUGAAAUUUUAUCAUUUUUCUAUUGUUAAAGUUGUUUGUUUGCUGAGAAAGUGAGGGAUAUGAAAAGAAAAUAGGAUUACAUCA